This is a messenger RNA of Oikopleura dioica, 1590 nucleotides long. NCBI's taxonomy places the organism in Eukaryota, Metazoa, Chordata, Appendicularia, Copelata, Oikopleuridae. The record is from the annotation of a GenBank genome assembly.
AUGACGGAUUUUAUCCCACCGGGCCCUACUGCUUUUAUCAGUCUGUCUGAUUCGGAGUAUACAACGGCAACCGAUUCUUCAGACGACGAAGACUACCGCCCAUCCGGGCCCGUUUUCAUCCAGCCUCGUGUUUAUGAAACAGAAGGUGCAGGAUGGCAGCCGGUUAAAAUUGACGGGGACAAAAAAGAUCUCGAUGCGGCGUUGAACAAAUGGAGGGGACAGGAAUCUAGUUUUGGAAAAACAGAAACCUUGGCGUUGAAACAAACAAGCGGAAACGGCGGGGGAGGGGUGCCUGUUGCUCCAGGAGCUCCCCAGAAAGGGAUGAGAUUGGACAAUACGAUUCUUCAGAAACUGAUGAAAGGAAAAAGUUUGAAAAACACUGUCGGACAAGAACUUGGCCCAGAAGACAAUGUCAUGUCGGAUGAUGAAGAUGAUGAUUACAAACGAAAGGCGGGCGACAUUUACAUUCCCGGAGAGUACAGUGAGAGAAAGCAUGAAACUUGGAGAACGCAAGAGCAAAUUGAAAGAUAUCGAAUGAACAUGGCAUUUUUGAACAGGCUCAAGCCAAAUCAUCUGAAACCAAAGAAACAAAUUGAUAGACAGCAAUUGUAUGAAGACCUUCCUUUCCACGCUCGAGGUCGAUCAGAUGCGCAGAUUAUUCUGUUCCUCGCGAAUCGAGCUCGUUUGUUGGAGCUAAAGAAGAAAUAUGAAAAUUACGAGCCAAUUUAUACCAAUGGCCAAGAAUCAAAGAAUGACCAAAACGAUGUCAAAAAAGAAGACGAGAAUGAUGCUCAGGACGAAAGGGAAACAUCAAUCAACCGGCCGGAAACAUCCUUCAAUCGGCAGCAAUCGUACAACAACAGUUUCAACCACACUUUAUCUCGACGAUCAGAUUUCCGAAAGUCAAGGAAAGCUAGGAAGAUUUCCGUAGAUCGAAGCCGGCUAUCGCAGAGCCUCUAUUCUCGCGACAAUACUUUGAGAAAUGAUUCCAAUGUUUCAUUUGAAAAUCCGGGUGAAAAAGAAGACGUUGAGUUUUCUGGCGUUACGACGAUUCGCCGAGAUCAAUCAGUUCCGCGGAAGAAAAUGGAGCCCGGUCAGUUCGAAGCUUCAACAAUCAAGAAGAACUUUUCAUUAUCCAAAGCAGAUAAAAAUGAAAUACCUCGGGUCGUUAAAAGACGCAAUGAGAGCGAUGAGAUGACUCUAUCUGAAUUCAAGCUCAAACGACCUUCCGAAGCCGAUACAGAGGAUCCCGAAAACGAAAUCCUUCAAAAUGAUGGCUGGUUGACAAAAAUUCGGCUUCAUGGGGAGUUUUACUCGAAGUGGAAGAGCAAGAUGAUCCAAGGCUCAUAUAAACUCUUCGAUGUUACUUCUGAUGGCCUGCCUGUUUACAAGAGGUCGAAAAAAGGACAAGACAUCUUUUUAUUCUUCGACAAAAACAAGUGGAAAAUCUCGCCCGAUACGGGCUCGAACGCAUGUUGGGUUUAUUGCAAAUCAAAGUCGACCCACGAACUUCCACUUGAAGGAUGGAAACAAUACGAGAAGAAGAAAUGGUUGCCAGUUCAGAAGAUCGAGCUCUUUGAAGCGGUCUGA